AGCAGCAGCAGCAGCAGCAGCAGCAGCAGCAGCAGCAGGAGGCGGCAUCUCGCUCCCCCCGCCCUCGGCAUGGCGGCUGGUUUCUGCGAGUGUUGCGUCCGCAGCGCCCGGAUCGCGGAGGCGGUGGUACGGGCCGAUAUUGCACGCCAGCGGGCGUCGCGCGAGGCGCUGGCCACCGGCUUCGUGUCCCUGCAGGGGUGCGGGCCCUCCUCGGCCUCGCAGCAGCUGGCCGCGGUCUGCCGGCUCCUCGCCGCGGGGCGGGCGGGCGCCAGCAGGCCGCUGCUCCGGCGUUGCCCGCCAGCGCCGCCUUCGCCGCGGGGCGCGGGGAGCCCCGCCCUGCCGCGUUGCGGCGUGCCGCCGCAGCUGCUCCAGGACCGCUCCCCUGCGAGGCCGC
This is a messenger RNA of Prorocentrum cordatum, 394 nucleotides long. Lineage: Eukaryota; Dinophyceae; Prorocentrales; Prorocentraceae. The record is from the annotation of a GenBank genome assembly.